AUGGAAAAUUUAAAGAAUAAUUUAUCAGACACUUUUUUCGAAGCAUUUAGAAAUGGUUAUUCAGAAUCUGAUGUUCGGAGAAAAAUAAAUGAGAUUCUGGUAUCCAGUAAAAUAGACUUGAACCCGUUUUUAGAGUAUUUGAAUGAGAAUGCUAUGACUUCGGAAGACUUUACGUUUCUUGGUUGGUUCUCGAGAUUGAGAAUUGACAGUGAAGUCUUUUCAUUUAGGCAAUAUGAAAAAGCAUUUCACAUCGAUCCUCACAACAUUACCAGCCAAUUCUUGCUCGCUUAUUGCACCGAAUUCGGAAAAGGAACCACAAAGGAUCCGGUGCAUGCCAGGGAAUUGUACGAAAAAUUUUCGAGCAGUGGAAAUCACCUGUGUCAGUAUCAAUUGGCAUUCCAUUUAAUGUUCAACGUGAAGAAUGCAAAGUUCGUGCAAUUGAAGAUGUCUUAUCUGUUAAAAUUGGCUGCGAUGCAAGGGCAUCUCGAUGCAAUGUUAUAUUUGGGAAAUCGCUAUACAAAUGGUAUCGGGCUUGAAAGAGAUUUGCACCAAUCUCUUUAUUGGUUUUCCAAAAAAUUCAAAAUCGACAAAAAGGUGGUAAAUUUGAGACACGAUUUGGAAUGGUUUUCUUCGCAAGUCAAGAAACAAACUCAUUAA
Messenger RNA from Ambispora gerdemannii, 657 nucleotides. The record is from the annotation of a GenBank genome assembly. NCBI's taxonomy places the organism in Eukaryota, Fungi, Glomeromycota, Glomeromycetes, Archaeosporales, Ambisporaceae.